This is a messenger RNA of Acipenser ruthenus (sterlet), 1359 nucleotides long. RefSeq names its product RING finger protein 11-like. The transcript has 3 exons. The record is from RefSeq and is a predicted model, not a curated record. The coding region runs from base 426 to 890 and encodes 154 amino acids. Lineage: Eukaryota; Metazoa; Chordata; Actinopteri; Acipenseriformes; Acipenseridae.
CUUGUUGACGUACAACACCCAUAGGCGAUGACGUUUUGCCCAACUCUGCAGCAGCUGGUAAGCGAUUGUGCACGGACAGAAAAAGAAAACACGGCUUAUUAAACACUGAAAUCGACGCUAAAGAGGAAAUUACUUAAAAGCAGAGCUGGUGUGUUACAAAAGGGCUGUGCAAUGUGCUCGGGACUGUAAAUGUGCAAACAGCCAUUGUGUUCGCUGAGCGAGGCAGCCUGAUUCGCCGAUCCCUUUGUGCCGAGAAUGGUUUGUUUGUGUUGACUAGCGAGAGAGCAGUCCGUGGGUCUCGGGUCCACUGCAAUGCUUAGGGGAGCCAAUUAGUUUUGUUUCGCGGCGAAGAAAAAAUAAAGUGGCUUGUCUAAAAAAAAUAUAAAGGAGAGAGACGGAUAAGCACAAGAGGGGUCGAAGAGGAGAUGGGGAAUUGUCUGAAAUCUCCGACCUCGGACGAUAUCUCCUUACUGCAUGAAUCCCAGUCUGACAGAGCUAGCUAUGGUGACGGGACGGACCCCGACCAAGAGCCACCGCCGCCAUAUCAGGAGCAGGUGCAGGUGCCGGUGUACCACCCAACACCAAGCCAAACUCGCCUUGCCACCCAGCUGACAGAGGAGGAGCAGGUGAGGAUCGCACAGAGGAUCGGCCUCAUCCAGCACCUCCCCAAGGGGAUGUACGACGCCGGCAGAGACGGGUCAGAGAAGAAGAUCCGAGAGUGUGUAAUCUGCAUGAUGGACUUUGUGUAUGGAGACCCCAUCCGGUUCCUGCCCUGCAUGCACAUCUACCACAUGGACUGUAUAGACGACUGGCUUAUGAGAUCCUUCACCUGCCCUUCCUGCAUGGAGCCUGUGGACGCAGCACUGCUCUCCUCCUACGAGACCAACUGACCCUUCCCUCCCCUCCACCCCCCUCACCCACCCAGCCCAUCCCCACGCACAGCAGGGCAGGGGGGCACAAGGGUGUGCUGCUUGGAUCACUCACGAGGCCUGCUGGCCAGGGAAACAAAAGAACCAACCAGGAGGAAGACUGUGCCGCAGAGAUGGUGUGUAAACAAAAUCGAGAGAGAUCCCUGGUGAAAAGGACUCCUGUACCGGUAUGUUAGAAGACAUGCAAGAGAAUAAAAAAAAAUAAAAGCUAUAUAAAUAAAAUUAGUAACCGUUGAUAAUGCCUUGACCCCUUCUGGUCUUUUUCCAGUACCAGUGUACAGUAGAAACCUUUUAAUAUUAUGCUUGGGAAUCUUUAGUAAUACACUUAUUGCAUAGAUCAAUUUAAGCCCUUCAGGUAAAAAUGUAUAAUUCAAUGCAAAGCAGGUUUGUUUAUUCACAAACAUUACAAAUAAACAGUAGUUAACAGAAA